Molecule: messenger RNA, 4597 nt
Organism: Pezoporus occidentalis (night parrot)
Lineage: Eukaryota; Metazoa; Chordata; Aves; Psittaciformes; Psittacidae
Gene: SLC67A2
Product: major facilitator superfamily domain containing 9
Exons: 6
Coding region: 294-1538 (414 amino acids)
Biological process (GO): transmembrane transport
Cellular component (GO): membrane
Molecular function (GO): transmembrane transporter activity
Source: RefSeq, a predicted model, not a curated record
UUAUUUAAUGAAUUUAAAACUAAAAGGUUUGACUUGGAAAAUGAGUACAAAAUGAGUAUGACCGUGCACCGUGAAAUGUGGAUAUAUUGCCCAGCUUACCUUUAGGCUGGGACGUAGAAACAGUGCAGUUGAUUUGUGUCCUGGAGCAAAUAUUCUAGGAAAGAGUGCAUUUAGAAUAAGCUUUGCUUCUUAGCUAACUUAAGUACCGUGGUUCUCCAAUCCUGUAAUAAGUGUGCUGACACUGAGCUGGAGUACACACUGAAAUCAGUCAAGAAGAUUUAUUUGGUGUGAGCAUGGUUGUUCCUUUGAUGAACCUUCAUAUCAAAUCUCUAGGAGCAAGUCAUACAGUUGCUGGUAUAAUAGGAUCUCUCUAUGGUAUAAUGCAACUAUUUUCCAGCACAUUUGUGGGCUGCUGGAGUGAUAUAGUAGGAAGACGGUAUUCCCUGCUUGCUUGUAUUCUUCUCAGUGCUCUGGGUUACUUCGUUCUUGGAGCAUCCACCACUGUGUUCCUGUUUGCCAUUUCUAGGGUGCCUGUAGGUAUCUUCAAACACACACUCUCAAUCUCUAAAGCUCUCCUUUCCGACUUGGUUUCUGAGCGAGACCGCCCUUUAGUGAUGGGACGCUUCAAUGCAGCCUCCAGUGUGGGCUUCAUUCUGGGGCCUGUUGUUGGCGGCUACCUGACAGAGCUGAAAGAUGGCUUUUAUCAAACAUCCUUCCUCUGUGCCUGUAUCUUCCUUCUGAAUGCUGGUCUUGUCUGGAUGUUACCCUGGAGUGAAGAAAACACUGGCAAUAGGGAAUGUCAACAAGGAAAAAAAGGAACAGACAGCUUCUCAGCAAAGGCAAAUCAUGACCUGCACUUGAAAUCGGCAACUAAUGGAGCCGUGGCAAGCAACAGUCUUUUCCAGUCUCCAUGGAUCCAAGUUACAGCAGUGCUGAAGAGGAUUAAAGGAAUCGCGUGCUCUGAUCUGUGGGAUAUAUUUUUAGUGCGGUUGCUGAUGUCUGUUGCUAUACUGCUGUACUACAGUAAUUUUAGCCUGGCCUUGGAGGAGAGAUUUGGGCUGAAACCCUUGUUUGCUGGAUACCUAAUGAGCUAUAGCAGUGCACUUGGAGUCCUGGCUGGUUGUCUGCUCGGACCAAUAACAAGACUCUAUCAGCACAAUACAUACAGAAUUUUGUUGCACUCUAGCACUCUUACCUGCACAUUGAUUCUCCUGUAUGCUUCAGCACGGAGCAUAUGGUUGGUCAUUUUGUCUUCCACAUUCUUAGCCUUUUCAACUACUAUAGGUCGUACUUGUAUCAUUGAUCUUGAGUUGACCAUUGGUGGGAAUGAGGCCAGUGGUACGCUCCUAGGUGUUGGACAGUCGGUGACAUCAGUGGGACGUAUACUUGCCCCACUCCUUUCUGGAAUUGCUCAGGAGUUCAGUCCCUGUGGCCCUCCAAGUCUAGGGGUUGGACUAGCUUUAGCAGCUAUUUUGAUAAUGAAUGCAAACAAACAAAAAUACUGUAGCCAUGGAAAUGUGAAGUUAAAAAAUCAGUAGUUGCAAAUUUGGAUUGCAUAGAUGUACCUCAAAGGAGAAGCAAAGUGAAUCAACCUGAGGUGGUGCUUAACACUUGCCAGACUUGUACAAUAGUAACAGGAUCUUUUAAGAGGGCACAUUAAGUGCUUACAAAUAUUUCUGCUGCAGGAAUGUUAAAUCUAGACAAAUGUUAUUCUAACUGGUACCACUACAACACUUGUGAGGGGGACAGGUGUUGCUGUAUUGUACUGGCUGGGAUUUUUUUACAGAUUUUUAACCUUUUUGGAGGGAAAAAAGGAAUGACAUGAAAUAACACAAAUCCUGCUUGUAGCUCACAUUUGGAACAGUGUUUAUAUUGAUAAUUGUUGGAAGACAGAAAUUGAUUCUGAUUAUUUACUUGAGAUUUUUUAUUAUUUAAUCAGAAGGAAAACUUGUAAUACAGCUCGUUAGCCUUAAUUUCUUAUGCUGUGGUCUGCUGCCAUUUGUCUGCCAUGACGGUAGCUUAAUUACCAGCAUGCUUGUUUAUGUGAUUUUAUUAAGCAUACUUUGUCUACAAAAUUUGCUGCUCAGCAGGAUUAGGCACUUUGGAGUGGCCAUCUGACUGUGCCGAUGCCUGCUCUUUCCCAGGUAACAGAGCUGGUUAUAUGCUAACUUUAUAUAUUAGAAGGCCUAAAAUGGAUAAUUUUAGAAUAAUACGGGGCCAUUCAGGCUGAAACUGAGACCAAAUGUAAGCUUUAUUGAAACUUGAAGUGGUGGUUUCUGUUUAGUAAUAACUUCUGCUGAACAAUUUUAUCAUCAAUUAUUUGUUAGUAUUUCCUGUGCAAUUUUUCUACCUUCAUUUUAAGAAUAAAUUUGCUAUGACUAUUAAAGGUGUACUGAAGCAACUAGCAGUAGUUUGUGGAACUAGAUGAAUGCAUUUUCUCAUAUCUCUGGAAGCAUAAGUGACAUUUCAGUGACAAGAGAAAAACUGGUAUAAUUGUUGGUAUUAUGGUCUUCAUUCGUCUACACCACUGAACUAAUGAGAGGUUACUCUCAGAACUAUACAAUGAGUUGUGGCACUCUCCUGUGUUUAAUGUUCAAGCUCACAUUACUUACCAGUCACCACUGCUUGCAUUGCAUUUGAAACAUAAAAAAAAAUGUAUUUUGCACUGAUAACAUUCCAUAUGCUUUCCCUCCUAUUACUCAAUGAAAGUAUGAAGUCAACUAUGUGUAAUUUUGGGUUUGGUUUGUUGGGGUUUUUUUGUUAUUAAAAAUCAGUUAUGUCCUUAAAUGCAUCCAUGUAAAUAAUGUUGCUGCUUCAGAACAGUCAUAGAUGGUGUUUUGCAUUUUUUUUAUUUUUAUUUUCUUUACCUUUUCCAGUGCAUGUUAUUAUUUAAACUGUUGUUGAAACCUCAGUGAAACCAGUGGCAGAACCUUAGGGCUACAUUUAGAACUCUGAGUUGGUUUAAUUGUAUAUAUUGACAUAAUAAGUAUGCCUUAUUAAUGCUGUGAUUUUAGUACAUAUUCUCAGAGUUCCUCAUUAUGAUAACCUGUGUUUCAUUUCUCCCUAUGAAUGUGAGGCAUUUUCAAGUGUCUUAUUUCUUCUUGCUUGGUAGAUGCCCCAAGACAUUCUUUCCCUAAAUUUCCUAAUUUUUUUAUUUUUUUUUUUUUUUACCUAAACCCAUCUUUAUGUAAGUCAGGGACUUUUGUUUUGAAACUACAGAAGGGGCUAAAGGAGAAGGACAGGAAAAAAAAACCUCAAAAAAUAAUAUAUGUGAAAGAUUGAGUAAUUUUCCUUACACUUGUUGGUUAUGUGAGGUUUACAUUUACCCUUCUAAGUUGCUGCAGUGAUUAAAGCUGAAUUCUGUAAACACCAUAAAAUUCAGUUUAUAGUACCAUGUACAGCUGCCUGAAUAUUGCUUAUAAAAGCUUCAAAAACUCACUGGUUUUGUUUAUACAUAACUGAAAAAUGUGCUUUCCAUGAUCUGCAGAUAUUUUUGUUUUCUUUUGAAAAAAGUUCUCCAUAUAAGCUAGUUAAAAAAUGGAAUUAAAUAAUGAAAUUAAGAAAUCUAUGGAAGGCUGGUCUAAGGGAGAUGUUGCCACUGAUGUUACAGAAGUUUUUUCUUGUAGGCCAGAAUGAUUUCUGAAGUGCUGCAGAAACAUUUCUUCUUUGUUAAGCCUAAGUUACAGAGAAGUUGCACUACUUUCUUUCUCUUACAAUUUUUUUAAGGAAUAGAAAUAAAACAAAGGCAUUCCACAUCUAUAAUUUUGUCUCUGUUUGUUGUCCUGUCCUCUGUUCAAUCUACAGCACAAGUCGGUAUGAUAUGCAGGUGUUUUAUUUUUUUUUCUUCAAGCUGUUCCUUCAAAUGAUCAUUUGAAUCUGCCUGCUUUUCACAUAAAAGGCAUAGGAGUUAAGGAUUCAACCAAGAAGUGGUUUGACAGUAUAUGAAAAAGAAGUGAGAGAAAAUAGAGAACCCACCAGUUCUGAGACAGCAUACUUAAAACUACUGUUCUAGUGGCUGUUUGGAUCCCUUGUGCUGCCUCUUAGUUGCCAUAACUGUGCAAGUUCUGAGAGUGAUAAGUAAAUGACAUCCCUGGAGAUGAGAUGUGAUUUCCCCUUUUAAAUUGAGGGAGGAGCAGUUGCAACUAUUUUUGGCUACAGUCUAGUGGGUUUUAUUGAAUUGCUCAGCAGUUCCUUGAAUCCAGUUGUGGUAUCUGAAGACUAACAAAACAGAUCUGAAUAUGGACUAAAGAAAAAAGUUUCUAUCUGCAAAUCACUGCAAACAAAGGUUUUUCUCUUGCUUGCUGUUUCUGUUAAGUUUCGGAUUGGUUUUCUUGAGCUUGUUAGGGUUAUUUCUGCUUUUUACCUUUGGAAAUUUCCACUUUUUUAACAGUGACUACUUUUCUGACCUUUAUGAUCAACUGAUGUUAAAGAGGCUGUGAAUACAAUGUAAUAAUUUGUUUCUGUAAAACAGCUGGUAGCAUAUGAUAUGUACUGAUUUUGUUGCUUUUAAAUGAUUAAGCAAAUGUAAGGUUUAUUCGUGUUGAUGUAUGCUGCAUACAUUUGAAGAGAUCCUUUAUAAACACACCAAUUCUUGUCC